Messenger RNA from Sorghum bicolor (sorghum), 1749 nucleotides. RefSeq names its product UDP-glucuronic acid decarboxylase 4. Gene Ontology annotation, biological process: D-xylose metabolic process. Bases 116 to 1453 code for a protein of 445 amino acids. Gene Ontology annotation, molecular function: NAD+ binding; UDP-glucuronate decarboxylase activity. NCBI's taxonomy places the organism in Eukaryota, Viridiplantae, Streptophyta, Magnoliopsida, Poales, Poaceae. Gene Ontology annotation, cellular component: cytoplasm. The transcript is spliced from 6 exons. The record is from RefSeq and is a predicted model, not a curated record.
CGCUGCCGCUGCCACCCCCGCGAGACCGACCUGUCCGAAUCGCGCCCAGGUCCCUCGCUGGGAGUCUCGCCGACGGCCCUCCCGCCUCCCGCCUGCCCCUAGAUUCACGACGGAGAUGGCGUCCGAGCUCACCUACCGCGGAGGCGGGCCGUCCGCGGCCGCCAGCGCCGGCGCCGGGGGAUACUCCCCGAAGCCGUCCAAGCCGCUGGCCUGGCUGCCCCGCGCCGCCCGCUACGCCGUCGCCGAGAACCGCCCGCUCUUCGCGCUCGCCGGGAUGCUCAUCGCCGCCGCCGUCAUCUCCAUCGCCUCCCCGUCCGCCUCUUCCACCUCCACCACCGGCUCCGCCGCCGCCGUCUCGUCCUACUCCAACAACAACAACAACAACCCGCUCGCCCGCUUCUCCGUCGAGCCCGCCCACCACCGCGACGUGGCCACGCGCCACUUCGUCGGCGGCAAGGUGCCGCUCGGCCUCAAGCGGAAGGCGCUCCGCGUCCUCGUCACCGGCGGCGCCGGCUUCGUCGGCAGCCACCUGGUGGACCGCCUCCUCGAGCGCGGCGACAGCGUCAUCGUCGUCGACAACUUCUUCACCGGCCGCAAGGACAACGUCCUGCACCACCUCAACGACCCGAACUUCGAGAUGAUCCGGCACGACGUCGUCGAGCCCAUCCUGCUCGAGGUCGACCAGAUCUACCACCUCGCCUGCCCGGCGUCCCCCGUCCACUACAAAUACAACCCCAUCAAGACAAUCAAGACCAAUGUGGUUGGCACUCUGAACAUGCUCGGAUUGGCAAAGAGGAUCAACGCCAAGUUCCUCCUCACCAGUACCAGUGAGGUCUAUGGUGAUCCCCUCCAGCACCCACAGGUGGAGACUUACUGGGGCAAUGUCAAUCCCAUCGGUGUCAGGAGUUGUUACGAUGAGGGCAAGCGUACAGCUGAAACGUUGACCAUGGAUUACCACCGUGGUGCCAACCUUGAGGUUAGGAUCGCACGUAUCUUCAACACAUAUGGCCCUCGCAUGUGCAUUGACGAUGGCCGUGUUGUCAGUAACUUUGUUGCUCAGGCUCUGAGGAAGGAGCCCUUGACGGUUUAUGGUGAUGGAAAGCAAACCAGGAGUUUCCAAUAUGUUUCUGAUCUGGUUGAGGGUCUGAUGAAGCUGAUGGAAGGCGACCAUGUAGGACCAUUCAACCUGGGUAACCCCGGCGAGUUCACCAUGCUUGAGCUUGCCAAGGUUGUCCAGGACACCAUCGACCCCAAUGCACAGAUCGAGUUCCGUCAGAACACCCAGGACGACCCACACAAGCGCAAGCCCGACAUCAGCCGUGCCAAGGAGCUCCUUGGGUGGGAGCCGAAGAUCCCCCUCCGCGAGGGCCUUCCCCUCAUGGUCAGUGACUUCCGCAAGCGCAUCUUUGGCGACCAAGACGCCGCCGCCACCACUGGAAACCAGCAAGGUUAGGAUGAAGCCGCACGAUACUUGGGAAGUUUUUGGUGGCCUGCUUCUAGCCUGCUUGGUCGCUCUCCUUAUACUGACAAAAGCUAUGGCCACGUAGUUCGUUGGGAAUGUGUUACUGAAAUACCUUGGUUGAUGCUGUAAUGCUAUUCUUUUUCCUGUAUUUUUUUUCUCAGUUCUCUCAGUCCUUAGCUAUACAAAAAAAUUUCAGUUGAACCGUUGGAGAUAAACCCGGAUGAUCUAAUUCUUUGUUGAUUGAGAGCAUAGCAUCAUAUAUAUGGUAUAAAUCACGGUUUCUGCAA